Bubalus bubalis (water buffalo) is the source of this 997-nucleotide messenger RNA. It is a transcript of the gene TSLIG2, whose product is annotated as chromosome 12 C2orf49 homolog. Lineage: Eukaryota; Metazoa; Chordata; Mammalia; Artiodactyla; Bovidae. The record is from RefSeq and is a predicted model, not a curated record. Gene Ontology annotation, cellular component: tRNA-splicing ligase complex. Gene Ontology annotation, biological process: embryonic morphogenesis. The coding region runs from base 38 to 736 and encodes 232 amino acids. The transcript is spliced from 4 exons.
CUUGUGGGUAGCCGGCCGGGGUCUCCUGGCGACGACGAUGGCGGGGGAUGUGGGCGGUCGCAGCUGCACGGAUUCGGAGCUACUGCUGCACCCGGAGCUGCUGUCCCAGGAGUUCCUUCUCCUCACCCUAGAGCAGAAGAACAUAACUGUUGAAAAUGACAUGAGAGUAAACAAAGACAGCCUGACCGACCUUUAUGUUCAGCAUGCAAUACCACUGCCUCAGAGGGAUUUGCCAAAGAGUAGAUGGGGGAAAAUGAUGGAAAAGAAGAGAGAACAACACGAGAUAAAAAAGGAGACAAAAAGGAGUAGCCCUGCAGAUGGGUUGCGGAAAAGACCCCUCAUUGUGUUUGACGGAAGUUCAACAAGUACAAGCAUAAAAGUGAAGAAGACGGAGAACGGGGAUAAUGACCGGCUCAGGCCCCCGCCCCAGGCGAGCGCUACCAGUAAUGCCUUUAGAAAAUCGUCAAAUUCCUCCUCAAGUGUUUCACCCCUAGUUUUGUCUUCCAAUUUGCCUACGAACAAUAAAAUGGAACACGAUAAUAAUGACACUAAGCAGAACCAUGACUUAACACAUAGGAAAAGUCCCUUGGGCCCUGUGAGGUCGCCGCCUUUGUCGCCUAUGGGAGCCACUCCCGUGAAGUUAAAGCGAGCUGCUCCCAAGGAGGAGGCCGAGGCCUCGAUUAACCUGAAACCCCCAGAAGCCAAGAGGAAGAUACAGCAUGUGACAUGGCCGUGAAGGAAAGUUUCCAAAAAUGUAAAUAUAACUGUAACUGUAGUUUUUCAAGCAAGUUCACAUAUAUUGACAGUAUUUACAGAGAUCUUGAUUAUUGUGGAAUUUUCUUAAGAGGUUUAAAUUAGGUUCAAAAAAAUAAAGUCCUUUUCUUUCCCUUUCUCCCUCCUUUCCUUCCUGUGGGGGGGGAAAAUCUUGCCUUUCAUGCUCUGAUUAGGAAGGAAUUUCUUUUUAAACAAGCAGUGUAAUAAAGUCAUUUAUAUUGGC